AUAUAUUGGUUUAAUUUAUAAUUCAUCAUUAGAGUUGAGCUCGAGUCGAAAUCAUGAUCUUAAUGAUGCGUCAAGUAGAUUUUGAUAACUGAGUCAGCUCGAGGUCGACUCGACUAAGCUCAUUUAUAUAUGAGCCAAACCCAAACUCUACUCGUUUAUUAAUGAGCCAACCCCAAAUAAAGAAAAACUCGACUCGACUCGACUCAUUAACAUCCCUACUACCUGUACAUGUCAGACAAGGCUAAAGGAAAUAGGGUCACACCAAGUUGGAUUCUUGACCCAUAAGGGUUGGGUAUUUUAGGGUUGUGGUAGGGCACGAGUUGGAUUUGAACAAGUUUCACCCCUAGUUUUAAGGGGCUAAAAUGAGUUUGAUUUGAGUGAGGGAAAAAAAAAAAGGGUAAACGGGUGGGACCCGUCACUUUAAAAAAGCUGACCCAUGCGAACAAAAGAGAGAAACGUGCCUUGCGAGUGAUGGGUUGCACGCAGCAGCCACAUUGGGUAGCCCGCAAGCGUGCAACCUAUCACCUCCUUUUUUAAUUAAUUAAAUUAAAAUUGUGUGCUUUGUAUUUUUUUGACUUUUUCAGCCAACGAAGUUCAUUUUGGUGUAAAUUUCGUCCAUUCAAAUUCUAUUUGAAGACCAAAGAUUAUAUUCAACAAACAAUUUCAAUUAAAUGAAAAGUAUUUGAAAAAAUUGAUUUCAACUAAAACCAAAAAUAUCUCAUAAUUUGUUCAAAUUUUUUCGGAAUGUUCGUAUUGAGAGAUUAUGAGUUAAUUUAAACAAUUAGAUUACAAAAUAUAAGUUUAAUUGUUCAUAGAUUAGAUUUAUUGAACACUAAAUAGAAAAUUAUAGUAUCGAGUUGCAACAGUUUCUGUUUUCUAUUAACUCCUUAUUUUUCGACCCCUCGUAAUUAACCAUAAGUCCAUAACAUAUAUGAUUUUUGUAAAUUUGUCUUGCUUGAUUUUUCAUGGUUAACCAAACCAAACUGAGUGUCAUAAAUAUAUUAGAGUAUUGAUUUCCACCUACAUUUUCUUAAGCUAUUUAUAAUCCUACAAAUAAAAUGAUGAAUUACAUGUUGGUUUCAUUCUGAAUUUUCGAUUUUAUUUGAGUACCCGAACUUCUCCUUUGGCUCUCUCCCUAGGCCCUCCUCGUCUAUCUCGCUUUCUUCAACAAACGCGCAGGAUUUAUUUGCUGUUUUCGCCUUUUCCGUUGGGGUUAUUUUCUCCUUUUUCUGAAUGUGAAGCCAAAACAAACGCAAGAAGGAAACAAAGCCCGUCUCCUUUUGGAGCUUGUGAGUUAUUAUCCAGAGAGAGGGGAAGUGUGAGACAACUAAAACCCUUCUUCUCCAAGUCCUCCUCACUCCGAUUUUUUAGAGGCAUUGGACUGGCAGCUGCAUCCGCACUGUUUCUACCGUUGCUGCUCUGCAACUCUCACAGGUUCCUUCUCUCAUUUGAGUUCUUCCGUCUUCCCUUUCUCCCGCUUGAACAACUUGUCAACUGAAUUGUCCACCUAGCUAUUGCUGCAUUUCUCGAUUCCUCUGUAGUCUCCUCACCAAAUCGGCGGCAUUUCUGGUUCCUGGCUCUCUUGGUAAUUUGGGGAACUGGGUCGUGUAUUUUUGCUGAAAGUUAUUCUUUUUCUGGUCCCAAGCAGGUCUAGCAAGUGAAUUGCUCCGCGUAUAAAGAUAGUUACUUUGAUAUUGUAUUGAAGCUGUACCCGUUGGUCGACCGCAAGAUGGCUUGUGUCUCGCCAUAUUGCUCGCCUACUGAUACUAGAACUCCGGCGGGAAUGUUGACGGUUCUCGGAGGGAGAGUGUCGAAGGAGAAUCACUUGCUCGCUGGUAGAGCCAGCAAUAGCUCGGUUAAGCUCGCAGACGAUAAAAAUAGGUUUAUGGGUGCUGGCCAGAAGUCGACUUUCCCUAUCGUCAGAGGUUCAACUAACUCUCACAGUGUCAGUCCUUACCACAGCAAAGACCCUUUUCUGGAUCUGCAUCCGGAGGUGUCGUUGCUCAGAGGCGAAGGAAAUAAUGUGGUUUCUACCCCAAGGAAGGAUUCUCCUUGUGGCAAUAUCACCGAUAGCUUAGUAGAUCAGUCUACCUCAACAAAUUCCAGUGAAGCUAAGAUCAAAGUUAUUGGUGUUGGAGGUGGUGGGUCGAAUGCAGUCAAUCGGAUGAUUGAGAGCUCAAUGAAGGGCGUGGAGUUUUGGAUUGUCAAUACAGAUAUUCAGGCAAUGAGGAUGUCUCCUGUAUAUCCAGAGAAUCGUUUGCAAAUCGGUCUUGAAUUAACUAGAGGUCUUGGAGCUGGUGGUAACCCAGAGAUUGGAACUAAUGCUGCUAAAGAGAGCCAAGAGACAAUAGAAGAAGCACUGAAUGGAGCAGACAUGGUUUUUGUCACAGCCGGAAUGGGGGGAGGAACUGGUACUGGUGGGGCUCCUGUAAUUGCAGGUAUUGCAAAAGCAAUGGGGAUCCUGACAGUUGGUAUAGUGACAACUCCCUUUUCUUUUGAGGGACGAAGGAGAGCUCUUCAGGCGCAGGAAGGAAUUGCAGCAUUAAGAGAUAAUGUUGAUACACUGAUUGUCAUUCCAAAUGACAAGUUAUUGACUGCUGUUUCCCAAUCUACUCCAGUAACAGAAGCAUUUAAUCUUGCUGAUGACAUUCUGAGGCAGGGAGUUCGUGGUAUCUCUGAUAUAAUUACGAUUCCAGGACUUGUCAACGUGGAUUUUGCUGAUGUCCGGGCAAUAAUGUCAAAUGCUGGUUCUUCACUGAUGGGGAUAGGAACAGCGACAGGUCAAACAAGGGCAAGGGAUGCUGCCUUAAACGCAAUUCAAUCGCCAUUACUUGAUCUUGGCAUAGAGCGUGCAACUGGAAUUGUAUGGAACAUUACUGGUGGAAAUGAUUUAACUUUGUUUGAGGUGAAUGCUGCGGCAGAGGUUAUAUAUGAUCUUGUAGAUCCAACUGCAAAUUUGAUAUUUGGAGCUGUCAUAGAUCCAUCAUUUACCGGUCAAGUCAGCAUAACUCUUAUUGCAACUGGGUUCAAGCGCCAAGAAGAAACUGAAAGCAGGCCCCUCCAGGCGAAUAAGGUAGGGUCAGGAGGAGAUGGCAAGGAUGGAAUGAACAGACGACCAUUCUCAUUUACCGAAGGUGGUUCGGUAGAGAUCCCUGAGUUUCUGAGGAAGAAGGGGCGUUCUCGUUUCCCAAGAGCAUAAAUCAAUCCUUUUGCAGGCUCUCCCUCUUCAUUUGCAAGCAGAUGUCGGUUUCCACAAUUCAACAGAGAAAACAUCCCCUUUCCCAGGGUCCAUGUAGUAUUGUGCUGUACGGUAUCUCUAUCAGAGUUCCUCAAAUCAACAGCGACAUCUACAAGGUUUGUGUCUGAUUAUAUAGCCAUCCAUAAUAAGGUUAGGUACUGUUUUUGUUUGUGGUGUAUAUCAUUAGAAUCUCUAGAGAAGACCAGUCAGUAGUUGUGUGUUUUCUUCUUCUUACCCCUGUCCUGAAUGCUUCAAUAAUCUCAUGAAUCUGAUCAGGCUACGAUCCUACGUGGCUUGUACAUAGUAUUGAUUCCGACCUAUGAGUUAUAUUUUUCGAAAAUCAUGGAUUGGUUUCUGGGUCCAUAGACAUCUUAGUGAAGCUAGUGAUCUGUGUUUAUGGAGUAGCAUAGAAAUGAACAGCAUGUGAAAGACGAGGACUUACCUUUGCUCUCCGUAGAGGCAAGAGGGCUGUGGGGGUUUGAGCCUAAGAGUCUGUUUGACCUUCAGCUAUGGCUGGCCUUCCCGUUCAUCGACUAGCCUGUGUUGAGUUGAUCCAUUAACUUGAGCUGUUUCAGUUGUGGAGGUCAAUCAUUCAUGGCAUGGGUGUUGCUUUCUGGGCAGCGAUUUCAUUCAUGCGACUGGUUGAUUUGGUCAUAUUCCUCAAUGGGUGGUGGACUUGAUUUGGGCCGUCUUUGUUGGACCCUAACCAUCAUCGUUUGUCCUGUGUGAAAUGGGCUUCAUAUCUGCAUUCUCUGUUAAUUAUCCUUACCACAAAUUAAAACGUCGAGGGAGUAAUAUUUGUCAUUUGAUGAAGAUAAUUCGUUGGUGACCAGAUUUUAUUUGAGUCUGAAUCGUCCGGAUAAUACAGCACUGCAAUCCAAAGGUGUGUGUUCCAAGUUUGGCACUCCCUGAUGCCUUCUACACUCCUAUUUAAACUAAGUGCAAUUGUAUUUUUAAUUCAAUGAAAUCACGCUUUAAAU
Linum trigynum is the source of this 4218-nucleotide messenger RNA. Lineage: Eukaryota; Viridiplantae; Streptophyta; Magnoliopsida; Malpighiales; Linaceae. The record is from the annotation of a GenBank genome assembly.